Messenger RNA from Akanthomyces muscarius, 1731 nucleotides. RefSeq lists its product as uncharacterized. The transcript is spliced from 2 exons. The record is from RefSeq and is a predicted model, not a curated record. Gene Ontology annotation, molecular function: iron-sulfur cluster binding; acyltransferase activity, transferring groups other than amino-acyl groups. Lineage: Eukaryota; Fungi; Ascomycota; Sordariomycetes; Hypocreales; Cordycipitaceae. The coding region runs from base 1 to 1731 and encodes 576 amino acids. Gene Ontology annotation, biological process: tRNA wobble base 5-methoxycarbonylmethyl-2-thiouridinylation. Gene Ontology annotation, cellular component: nucleus; cytoplasm; elongator holoenzyme complex.
AUGGCGACCGCUACAGUCACGGUAACGGCCACCGCCACAGCCAAGAAGAAAGGCGCCGACCUGGCCCCCGAGAGCGAGCGCUAUCUUCGUUGCUGCGCCGACGUCGCCAAUGCCCUGAUCGAGGACCACGAGGCCAGCAAGAAUGGUCGUCCGAGUCGCGACAUCAACCUCAACGCCCUGCGCAACAAGCUGGCCAAGAAGCACAAGCUUACCAACAUCCCGCCUCUGACCGCCAUCAUUGCCGCCAUUCCCGAACACUACAAGAAAUACAUUCUCCACAAGCUCAUCGCCAAGCCCAUCCGCACAUCCUCUGGAAUUGCCGUCGUCGCCGUCAUGUGCAAGCCUCACCGCUGUCCUCACAUUGCAUACACCGGCAACAUCUGCGUCUAUUGCCCUGGCGGGCCCGACUCCGACUUUGAAUACAGCACACAGUCAUACACCGGCUACGAACCCACCUCGAUGCGAGCCAUUCGCGCGCGAUACGACCCCUUUGAGCAGGCCCGCGGCCGUGUCGACCAGCUCAAGUCACUCGGACACUCUGUCGACAAGGUCGAAUACAUCAUCAUGGGCGGCACCUUCAUGUCGCUAGCCGAGUCAUACCGUGAGGAUUUCAUCUCGCAGCUUCACAAUGCCCUCAGCGGCUACCAAACUUCCAAUGUCGACGAGGCCGUCGAAGCUGCCGAAAUGAGCAAUGUCAAAUGUGUGGGAAUCACCAUCGAGACUCGCCCGGACUACUGCCUGCAGCCUCACCUGUCCGACAUGCUGCGGUACGGCUGCACCCGUCUCGAGGUUGGUGUGCAAUCGCUCUACGAAGACGUCGCGCGCGAUACCAACAGAGGCCACACUGUGUCUGCCGUCGCCGAGACGUUCUGUCUGUCAAAGGAUGCGGGCUUCAAGGUUGUCAGCCACAUGAUGCCCGAUCUGCCCAACGUUGGCAUGGAGCGCGACCUCGACCAGUUCAGAGAGUACUUUGAGAACCCUGCGUUCCGAACCGACGGUCUCAAAAUCUACCCCACCCUCGUCAUUCGCGGAACCGGUCUCUACGAGCUGUGGCGAACCGGUCGCUACCAGAACUACACGCCAAACGGCCUCAUUGAUCUGGUCGCACGCAUUCUUGCGCUCAUCCCGCCGUGGACGCGCAUUUACCGUGUGCAGCGCGAUAUCCCCAUGCCCCUCGUCACCUCGGGCGUUGAGAACGGUAACCUGCGAGAGCUGGCCCUCGCGCGCAUGAAGGACUUUGGCACCACGUGUCGCGACGUCCGCACCCGCGAGGUCGGCGUCAACGAGGUCAAGAACAAGAUCCGCCCCAACCAGAUUGAGCUCGUGCGCCGCGACUACACGGCCAACGGCGGCUGGGAGACGUUCCUGGCGUACGAGGACCCCAAGCAGGACAUCCUGGUCGGCCUGCUGCGGCUGCGCAAGUGCACCGAAAAGUACACGUUCCGCCCCGAGCUCACCGCGCAGCCGACGAGCAUGAUCCGCGAGCUGCACGUGUACGGCACCGCCGUGCCGGUGCACGCCCGCGACCCCCGCAAGUUCCAGCACCAGGGCUUCGGCACGCUGCUCAUGGAGGAGGCCGAGCGCAUCGCCCGCGACGAGCACGGCAGCGAAAAGAUAAGCGUCAUCUCUGGCGUCGGCGUGCGCAACUACUAUAGAAAGCUGGGCUACUGGCUCGACGGCCCGUAUAUGAGCAAGUGGCUGGACGGACGCCCUGGGCCGGCCGAGGAAUAG